Molecule: messenger RNA, 2555 nt
Organism: Linum trigynum
Lineage: Eukaryota; Viridiplantae; Streptophyta; Magnoliopsida; Malpighiales; Linaceae
Source: the annotation of a GenBank genome assembly
UGCGGUGGUAUAAAAGAGGAGCGGCUGUGCGAGUGGAGGACAACGAUGAUGGCAGGACAGGAGGGUCGUUUGAUGCUCUCGCUCCACGACGAAGUCGUAUGGAGAGCAGGUGGUCGGCAACAAAGUUCAUUUGGAGUGCAGAGGCUCGCGCCGACUAAGGUCGUUUAAUUGCUCUCUUCUAACGAAGAUGGCAGAUUAGGGAUUUUAAAGGCUGUCUGUUUUGAUUGAUUUUUAUUUAAUUAAUAAAAGAUAAUUUGGUAAUUAUAUGUUUUAAGUUGGGACAAUAUCAGUAAAAUAAGGGCGAGAUUUAGCCACUCAAUUGUUUUUUUUUCUUUUAUCUCCCGAAAUUGCCCCACCAAACUUGAAUCACAAUGUUUUUGUUUUCCCCUAGUCGCACCCACCACAUUUGAUGAUCAUUAUGGACUUUGGAAUCAAAGUAGUUUACCCACUCUAUAUGAUUAUAUUUGGAUCAUUCAAUUUGACUUGGAAUCUUUAACACACCUCCCCCGAAAUAAAAGAAAACUUCAACAUAUUUUAGAAGAAUAAAUGAAGAAAAAAAACAAUUCAACAAAGUGGCAAAAGAAAAGACAACUUAUGAGCAAAAAGAAUCGGGGGCAUAAACCUCGUGCCGAAAUAGAAGAGAAGGAUAAUGAGUAGAAAACAAAACCCCACUUGACACUUGCGAUUCCUGCUUUCCAUCUUCCAAUCCAAACGUCAGUCGGUGCUCUGAGGGUGCGGUUGGCUGUCUGGCUGGCUGGCUCUACAUUUCCCCUCAUCCACCUUUGCCCCACCACCACGCCCCAAGAAGAAGCUUUCCUUACUUACCUUGUUAUUCCUCGUCCUCUCUCUUCCCUGUUUCCUCUGCCUCCUCCUUCCACUCCCAUCCAUUUCUCUCUCUCUCUCCCUCCCUCCUUCCACGCGAAGCAAGAGAAGCAACAAAAAGAAGAAAGACCAACCCACCACCAGAGAAAAAGAAUCCAACAGAAAUCGGCCACUAAGCCAACCAUUUCUUUUCUUUUCUGACAGUAAUUGUUAUUCCAGGUUUUUGUCCGUAAACUGUAAAAUGGAAAGCGAGACUGGUCAUUCUCUGUUGCCCGACGACCAAGUCAAGCCGAACCCACCUGCUGCUGCUGCUGUUCCACCUCCGGAUUCCGCGGCUGAGAAGAAGAAGGUUACGGUGAAGGAGGAACCGGCGGCCGUGGAGGAGGAGACCAACGGCGGCGGUGUCGCUGUGGGAUCUUGCACUGACGCCUCCUCUGCUCUUCCUAAGACCACUGACGGCUACUCCAGGGCUACUACAGCUGUGCCGAAAUCCGGAGCAGAUGCUUCUAUCCCCGGGCCAGAACAGCUCACCAUAUUCUAUGGCGGAAAUGUGCUUGUGUUUGAUGGAAUUCCGGCAGAAAAGGCUCGUGAAAUAAUGGCUAUUGCUGCUGCUGCGGCACAAGCUGUGAAGUCUGCUGAUAUCAAGAAGAUCGAAUCAGGACCUGCACCAGCUGCUGCUGUUCCUGCUGUUGUUGCUGCUGCACCAGUCCUCUCUAGGUCUCCUUCAAUGCAAAGUACCUCUAGUGCAUUGGCCUCUCCGCAGUACGCUGCUCAUAAAAAUUCUCUCUGCAAAAUGCAAGCUGAUCUGCCAAUUGCAAGGAGGCACUCUCUCCAGCGCUUCUUUGAGAAGAGAAGGGACAGGAUGAUGAGCAAGAGUCCCUACUCUAUUCCUUCAUCUCCAUCAGCAGCUGAGAACAUGAAGCAUGAUUCCAACAACUUGCUUACAGCCGAGCAUCUUCAGCAAACGCUGGCUGCUGCAGCUCCGAACAAUGCUUGAUUGACUUGCAAGUUGUUCGAGGAGAAGAAUCAUUAUCCUAUUAUACAAUUAUCAGCCGAAAUAUAUAUAUAUCGUUAACUUUGUGUUAUCUUAUGACAUUAGUACAAAAUCGCUUGUAUGUGAACCACCAAUUUGACAAAUCAGACAAACGAACAAGACGCUGUUUGUUGACUGUGAACCUCUCUAUGUCUAAUUUAGUUAUGAGUUGAUGUUGUAAGGUGUAUCCCUGUAAAAUGUUUGUUGCCUUAAAGCAUGCACUUUAUAUAAUCACAUGUUCAUGUAGUCCGUCUCUCAAAGAACUGAGGGUAGCUUACAGCUUCGUCUUGCUUCCAAGAGAGUUUAGGCCGCAUUCCAUUUGAACAAAGACGAAGGUAUUCCCGCAUGCUGCUAUGUUGCCUUGCUAGCGCAACAAAUUAGCCGACCAAAUCACGAGCGUUUUGAAGCACAAUUUGUGAGAAGUUAUUUCGACAAUUGGCUCAUUUACAAGCCGAUUAAUCUUGUUCAUCUCAUGAGAUUUGUAAGUAAGAUCGACUUAUAGACUUGUUGAGUUUAACCUGUGAAUUGACUCAAAAGUAUUAGCUAGACAACCACUCAUGAGUGUAUUUAUUAUCUACAGUUUAUGAACUGAGCUUGAACAGAGCUCAUGAGCUAAUUGAUGACCAGAACUCAAGUAAAACUCUCGAACUCAUUGAUGAGUCAACCUUGAAUUGUACUCGAAUCAAAUAGAAAUCAAGAU